GCUCGCGGGCCGACUGGCUGCGAGCGGCUCGGUGCGCUCCCUUCCCGGGCGGGGGAAUCCGGGCCGGGUUGUGGCCGCGGCCGCGUACGUGAGCGCAGUGUCCCGGAGAGGGAGGGCAGGCCGGCCAGGUGGGCGCGAAGGCGGCGACGGCGGGAGGCGGCGCAGUGCAGGGGCCGCGCCGGUGGCGGGCAGGGCCGCGGCCGCUGCAGGGAGCCGAGCUGUCCGGGCCAGUGGCCGGCCGAGCAGACGUAACAGAGUAUCCAGCAUGCUGUCCCGACGCCUUGGUAAGCGCUCCCUCUUGGGAGCCCGGGUACUGGGACCUAGUGCCUCUGAGGUGCCACUAGGGGCCAGCCUACCCUUGGAACCACAGAUAGAAGUGCCCGAAGGAGCCACGCCCAAGCCCUCACUUACCUCUAAGGACCCUAUGUGCCAGGAACAGCCCAAGGAGGUCCUCAAGGCUCUGGGUACCUCAGGCCACCCACAGGUGGCCUUUCAGCCUGGACAGAAGGUCUGUGUGUGGUAUGGGGGUCGGGAGUGCAAGGGCCUGGUGGAGCAGCACAGCUGGGCUGAGGACAAGGUGACAGUCCGGCUGCUGGACCAGAAGUUACAGAUUUGCUGUAAAGUGGAAGAGGUGUGGCUGGCGGAGCUGCAGGGUACCACAUCCCAGGUGCCAGCCUAUCGGCCCGUGUCUAGGAACAUCGAUGUCCCAAAGAGGAAGUCGGAUGCAGUGGAGAUGGAUGAAAUGAUGGCUGCAAUGGUGCUGACGUCUCUGUCUUGCAGUCCGGUGGUGCAGAGUCCGCCCGGGGCUGAGCCCAUCUUCUCUGUCUCCCGUGCAGCUUGCGGUGACCCCUGGAAGGAGAGCGGUGACGUGUCGGACAGUGGCAGUAGUACCACCAGCGGGCACUGGAGCGGGAGCAGUGGCAUCUCCACCCCCUCGCCUCCCCACCCUCAGGCCAGCCCCAAGUACCUGGGUGACGCCUUUGGGUCCCCCCAAACUGAUCAUGGCUUUGAGACUGAUUCGGACCCAUUCCUGUUGGACGAGCCAGCCCCACGCAAGAGGAAGAACUCUGUGAAGGUGAUGUACAAGUGCCUGUGGCCCAGCUGUGGCAAAGUUCUGCGCUCAAUCGUGGGCAUCAAACGACAUGUCAAAGCCCUCCACCUGGGGGACACCGUGGACUCCGAUCAGUUCAAGCGGGAAGAAGACUUUUACUAUACAGAGAUGCAGCUGAAGGAAGAAUCCGCUCUGGCUGUGGCUGCCCCCCCUGCCCCUGGGACACCCAGCGGCGAGCCAGCCCCCACCUCCCGUGUGACCAGCCCGUCCCUUGCUACUCCUUCCUUGCCUCCACCCAGAGGCCAGUCCUCUGGCCCGGAACACGCUGGCCUGGAUUCGGUUACACUCAGCAAGUCAGCUCCUGGCUCUUUCUGGCACAUUCAGGCUGACCACGCAUACCAGGCUCUGCCCUCCUUCCAGAUCCCCGUCUCUCCCCACAUCUACACCAGCAUCAGCUGGGCUGCUGCCCCUACCACCACCUCCCCGCUCUCUCCGGUCCGGAGCCGGUCACUCAGCUUCAGCGAGCCCCAGCAGCCUCCACCCACCGUGAAAUCUCACUUGAUCGUCACCUCCCCACCCCGGGCGCAGAGCAGCUCCAGGAAAGCCCGUGGAGAAGCCAAGAAGUGCCGUAAGGUGUACGGCGUGGAGCACCGGGACCAGUGGUGCACAGCCUGCCGGUGGAAGAAGGCCUGCCAGCGCUUCCUGGACUGAGCCUGCCCGUCCCAGCCCCGCUCCUCCCCCUGCCUGGCAGCCACGGGGUCUCCAGGCCUGCCGCCAUCAGCAGAACACAGAGCGACGUGGAGUGUGGACGUGGGCAGCGGGGGCGCCAUUGGCUAAGAUUUAACACUUAAAAACACUUUCUCCCCCCUUGUGGGAAUGUUUUAUUUUUAAGAGAAAAAAAA
Onychomys torridus (southern grasshopper mouse) is the source of this 1953-nucleotide messenger RNA. It is a transcript of the gene Znf395, whose product is annotated as zinc finger protein 395. Gene Ontology annotation, biological process: regulation of transcription by RNA polymerase II. NCBI's taxonomy places the organism in Eukaryota, Metazoa, Chordata, Mammalia, Rodentia, Cricetidae. Gene Ontology annotation, cellular component: nucleus. The record is from RefSeq and is a predicted model, not a curated record. The transcript has 10 exons. Gene Ontology annotation, molecular function: RNA polymerase II cis-regulatory region sequence-specific DNA binding; DNA-binding transcription factor activity. The coding region runs from base 266 to 1762 and encodes 498 amino acids.